CUUCAAGCCCAAAAGCUGAACCCUUCGGCCUUCUUCUCUUUGGUCAUUCUGCAAUCUCCAUGAUUCCUCGAUGCGAUGCGAUCACACUCUGGUAACGGACAUAGGCGGAUUUCUCAUCGGCGCACUUCACACCCACCACCACCGUCUUCCUUCUUCCCUGAAACGGGCGCCUCCCUCACGACCACCGUUGCCACCGUCUGCGUUCUCAUCGCCGCGGUCGCCACUGCUUCCUUGCGGUGAAAGCACAAAAGGGGAAACAGAGCCGCCGGUUGUAAGAAAGAUUGCUGGAAGAAUACAAAGUGGAACAUCAUCAAAAAGAUUUAAACUUUUAUGCAACAAACACUUGUACUCCACAAACAACAAACAAGCGAGCAUUGAAGCAAACAAUAAUGGAGAUGGAGAAAAAACGAGUGAUGGAUCUUUAACUCACCAUGACUCAUAUCGAGACCUUGAGAAGCUUGAUUUCAUGACUGCUGCCAAGAUUCUCUUCACCACUCCACCUAAACAGAAGAAAUUCGGACUUGAUUUUCAUCUGGUUCAACUCUUCUUCGUUUGCUUACCUUCACUUGCUGUCUAUUUGGUUGCACAAUAUGCACGUCAUGAAAUGAAGAAAAUGGAUGCAGAAUUGGAGAGGAGACAGAUAGAAGAGGCGAAGAAGAUGAAGGAAAAAGAAGGGGAAGUAUUAAAGUCUAAUCCACAGUUAAUGGAGGUGAAAGAGAGACUUGAUAGCUUGGAGAAAACUGUUAAGGAAAUUGUGAUGGAAUCAAAAUUCCAACGAAGUGUAAAAGUUGAAGGUGAAAUACCACAGAAAAAAAUGGAGGAUGAGAAAAAAGAAAGAAAUGGUGGUGAUAAAUGAUAAUAUUAAUAUUAAUCAGAAGGUGGCAUAAGGAGGAGGUAAGGAGUAAAGUUUUAGUUACUGUUGUAAUUAUUUAGAGAGGAGGGUUUUUAUAUUUUACCCUUGUUUCAAGGUGUAACUUUUGUGAGUUGAGACAUUUAGGGAAUUUAUUGGGGAUUUAACGAUUUCAUUAUACAUGAGAUGCAUUAUGUGUUUGGGUUUUGGGGAAUUUGGGAGAAUAUGGAUGUAAUUACCAAGUGUGGUUGUUUUCAUCCGUUAUUUUUAAUUUUGAUGUCGAGUUUUGCUUAUUGCUUUAUUUAUGAUCAAUUAUGUGAAAUUCGUUAAAUUCCGGACACUGGAAUCGAUUUUGAGAAUA
Messenger RNA from Lactuca saligna, 1211 nucleotides. NCBI's taxonomy places the organism in Eukaryota, Viridiplantae, Streptophyta, Magnoliopsida, Asterales, Asteraceae. The record is from the annotation of a GenBank genome assembly.